Molecule: messenger RNA, 9506 nt
Organism: Coturnix japonica (Japanese quail)
Lineage: Eukaryota; Metazoa; Chordata; Aves; Galliformes; Phasianidae
Source: RefSeq, a predicted model, not a curated record
CCAUCUAUCCAUAUAUAAAUUGAAUUUUCCUGCUCUGAGGUUCACCUGAGGUGACCUGCUGAUAUAUGACUGUAAUUUAGAGCUGCUCCUGAAAUGUCAGCUGCUGCUGGAGAUGCUGAUGCACACGAAUGCCCUGCUGUCUCAGAGCAGUGGAAAAGCAGCAGAACAGCCUCAAUUACAGCCUUGAUUACAGCGCAAAGUUAUUUAUUUAUGGUCUAUUACUGGUAUCCCUGCAGGCUUGUUUUUUGCCUGCCAUUGCACCUUCACACCUACCUACUGCCUCCAUCUCAGUAUGUGGUUGUUAUGCUGAGAAAACAUCACACAAAGUAGCUCAGAAUGACCUGUCCCUGCCCAAUGUGCCAAGAUGGCAACGGUGCUGAUGGCAGGGACCAGUCACCCCACGUCUGCUCCAUGGAAUAUUCCUUUCUGGCUUCCCUGGAAUAUUUUCAACUACCAGAGACUGUCCAGCUGGUUCUUACCAGUUAUGAAUUUUUUGGGAAGUUUUGAGGGAAAUCCCAACAGCUUUUUAGACUUAUUGUAGAGCUGGGGAAGGGAGGGGGGAAUAUUCACUUUCCUCAGCAUGGCAAAGGAAUGUUUGCUCACCAGUAACUCACUCUGGAAAUCCCCCUCACAUCUUAUCACAUGUAAGGAGCUCAGAGAGGAUCUGGGUUUCAGAGAGUAGUACUGAGGGUAAGGAAGGUUUCUUGGCCUCCCCUGAAUAUUGGCGGGCUGGCAAUGAGCACCAGGUGCUUUGUGCCUAAUUUCAGUGCCAGCUCUGGCAUGGGCCGUGCUGUAUUUCUUUUUCAUUUCUUUUUUGAUGAGCUCUGGCUCCAGAUAUGCAGCAAAGUCUUUGGUUUAAAAGCAACAGCAGAAGAACUGAGGAACUUCUGUCCGCCUGUCUAUCCAGAGCAAAACCUGCUGUAAAGCCUGUCUGAAAAAACAGAAACCCAGCCAAGGGCUUCUGUUGUUCUUUAUAGACCCCGUUCUGCUAUUGCUGGGUUUUUUGAAUGAAAUAACUCUUUGGGGGGGGUGGAAUCGAACAGACAACUAAAAUUCUUUCACAGUCAAAUCGCACUUCCACACAUGCGUGGAGUUUGCGCGGGUCCAACAUCCCUUCUAAUAACGUUGUGUCCUCUUUCCAAUUGGAUCAGAAUGAAUCUUGUUAACUCUGCUCAUCACUCCGAAGCCAAGAACUUUUUCCUUUUUUUUCUGGAGCACCGAUGCAUUUAUGGGCUGUUUGUUAUGUGAAUGUCAGACAUUCCCGCAUUUAAACAUGCAAAGUUUGGGGCUGAAAUUUUUACACACUGAGGCUGCCCUACACGCCCUCACACCGCUCCAGCUCACCCUGCCUUGAGCUGAGCUGCAGCGUGGUUGGGAUAGCAUAGGUGACCUGACACAAAUCCUGCUCCUGUCCCUUCGCUGGCACUGGCUCUGGCCCUUUCUGACCAUGGGGUGAACUCAUCCAGCUCCCAGCCUGCCAGAAAGUCUCAUUUUUUCCCCUUGUUUCAUGUCAACAAGGCACAUUGACCCAGACUCCAAGGAGCCCUGAAGAGAAAGCAAUGCAAGCACAUGGGGCUAGAAAGGAAGGGAGAGCAAGGUCUCCUUUUUCUGUGUAAGAAGGCUAUGAGAUUGGGGCAAGUUUGUCAUCCAGUUGCAGCUGGAGGCCAGGCUGGAGGAGAACUCCCAUACUCAGGGAACUCCUCCUUCCUUUCUAAUGUAUUUCCUACCUGCAUGCCUUCAACAUGGUGUUCUUCAUGGUGAUGUGGCAAGGCAAACACAUUAGAAUCACUUAAGCUGAAAAGAUGUCAGCUUUCUUUUUGUGGGUAUGUCUGAUUGCAACCAUUCUGUCCCCUUGGUGGGGCACCGCUCUCAGGAGUCUCAGUAGGUUGUCUGAGAGUAUGUAAAUCUUUUCCAACACAGAAAUGCCACGAGCUUUGCUUCUGCUUUUUCACUGUUAUGCUUUUAAAACAUCAUUAGUCCCAGGGGACUGCCUGGCUGAAAAUAAAAGUGCUGAGUGCUGGGUAAUGGUGGCACCUCCAGCUACGCUGUACUCUAAAGAUGCCCAUGACUUGGUGAGCCCCAGAUGAUAUUGCAUGGUAUAAGGGGCACCUGCACACCUCUGCUCUGUCUGUGGCAGGGACCCUGAGGUGUAGCCGUAUGUGCCCAAUAGACAGGGCACACCUGCACAGGUAAAUGGUGCUGUGGCUGUGGACUUGUACUUGAGAACAAAUGAAAAUUAAAAUUAUUUCUAAUUCUGGGCAGGCUUACGUGACAGGGAUACUGCUUGCUUUUCCUACUUGCUGGGCACUUUCACCUCCUGUUAGACUCAAGACGGUCUGGCUGCGUGGGAAUUGUGUGAGGCAGUGAGGCUGAGUAAGCACUGAAGGAACUGGGGCCUUUGGCAGUGGGGAGACCUCGACUUCCAAAGCUUUGCUGUGAAGACAGCAGUAUUUAUAGUGGCAGCAUAGGAAGAGGCCGUAGAAUGAUCUGGGGGCAUCUCUAGCUGGGGGAUAAAUACAGAGGAAUACAAAGUGCUACAGUCAGUGAGGGACAUGGUCUCUGGGGAAAAAAAUUAACAAGUUUAUUUUUGCCUUCGUGUGCUACAAAUCCCCCCACCAAAGGCCUGUCUUACGCAACUGCCACAUCCAGUUUCUGCUGGAACCUGGGAUUUGUUAGAGUGCUCAGCCAGAUGCAGGAAUUUGAUCUCAAAAGGAACUAAAACAUGCAAAUCUUCUGCGGGCAUCCAGAUUCAGUGUUUCCCCUGCCUUUUCCUCUGCCUGGGUCACCCGCUCCUGGUGCUGGGAAUGCAGAAGGGGAAGGAUCAGGCAGACUUCCCUCUGCGUCUUUCCCCAAGCCAGAAAUGUCCUUCCAUCCCCACCGCCACCGUCCCUCUCAGUGCACACCAGUAACACAUGAGAAUGUCCUCCACCCUUUCCUCCCCAUGUGGAGGACUCUGCAGGAAAGGGGGAGAUAUUAAGAACCUACUGGGUCAAUGCCAUCGUUACCCAAGUACUUUUGCAGCCCGUCUCCAGCCCCUCGUUUAGACGUGACCCGGCUAGUGCCAAGGUUAGACAUGUGCCAACUAACUUGCAGUGAGAGGAGUUGCGGUCUUACUCAUCUUAUAAGCAAAGCAGACUGGACAUACCCAGGCGGUGGGCUUGUCCCAGCUGAGGGCCCGCGUGACUCAAAGAGUAGCAGAUUUUUAUCUCAAGAAGUUCCCAGACAGGGCUGGGGAGAUCAGGAACAAAGGCAGAAGGACCGGAUGGCUGUCGCGGCCCUGGGGCUGCUCUGAGCCCCUUCACCACAGCAUUUCAGAUUCCUCUUCUCCUUCUCAGUCACUAAUCACAGAUCAUGGAAGUUUUUGUGAUCGGCAGAGUUUCUUUCUUAUUAAAGCCAGGUUUAUGACAGAGCAGUGACUCAGUUACAGCGCGACCUCCCGUACCCUUCUGGAUGCUUUCAUGGCACGGAAGGAGGGUGUGAAAUGCCUGUAGAUGCAGGAAGCUCUCUGGUUUUCACAGCCUGAACCACAUGAUUUCAAGGAUUCAUUCUCUAAGGGCAGUUACUGCUCUGUUAGCAGGAGUGUGGCUGUGAAGAUGGAGGCACAGGGAGGUAGGGAGCACAGCUCACACUGCUGUUACACCGCAGAAGCAAGCAAAGCAAAACAUUUAGAAAACCUUUUCCAGCCCUCUCCCCAUCUUGAGCCUGCCAUGAUAUCGCUGUGAACUAGGAAUAAUCACCUCUCAUUGCUGUGGCACACUGACAGUUGUGAGCAUGUAGGAGGAAAUGAGACUGAAUGGAGCUGCAGCCAAAUGAAGUGGGAGGCAGGUUUUCUUCAGAACACAAUGGAGUUCUCUGCUCUCCCAUCACAUCUGGGAUGAGUAAAUGAACAUGACCCCUUAGGAGGUCACUGUGACAGGAGCUAACCAAACUCACACAGCAGCUGCUUUGCUUUGCCGGAAGAGCACGAAGCAGCUGGUUUAGCUUAGAGCAUUUCUUCCAGUAUUCACAUGUUGCACAGGACACUUGCUGUAGUAAUCUUUGAAAGAUUCAGAUCCCUCAUCAGCAAAAUGACCCGGGGUAAAAAAGGACCAAUGGGGACUGUUCAGCCCCUUAAAGGUUUAGUUUGUUGAAAUUUCUGAACAUUUGUGCUAAUAUAAAUGCCUGACAGUUUUUCUAAGCUCACCUUUCUGUUCCAAUUAGCCCCACUCUGGGGGCAACUGCAGCACAGUGGUUGGAAUGGAGCAAGUUUCACAGCCUGGGGAAAAGGGUCAGUAUCAGCCACACGCUGCAGCAUAUCAGCGAGGGAGCAACACGAGCACACAGUGAAGGAGAGGGUGAGCUUCACCAAGGGCAGGAGAGGGGCUUCUUUUUUGCUCUAGAAAAGUCAUUAAAAAUUCUUUCCAUGGUGGAUGCCUGCCCUACAGCCUGGCUAUGGAGAGCGUUAAACACAGAAAUGGGACAGAACUGAGUUUUCAUUUUUGCUUUGCAGUUCACCUUUAAAGUGAAAGGGGACUUUUGUGGGGCUGAAUGACUCUUAUUGGACUUUGAUUCCUUCAGGCCCUCAGUGCUCAGGUUGCAGUUUCAAGGCUGCAUAGUACCUUGUAAGGGUAGAUGUGACAUCAUCAGGAGUUUCCAGCCCUUGUAUAUGUACUGCCGCGGAGGUUUUUGUUCUCCUUUUGGCAGCAAAGGAGACUCUUAGGGGCAAGGCACAGAGAACCUCAUGCAACUCAUGAUGUGCCGUCACACUGACAUUUUCUGUACGCCUACUCUUCCCCUGUUGCUGCAAAAGGAAAUAGAAAAUAAAUACAUAAUCAACUGCGCUGUCAUUUUCAGGAUCCACGAUCCCAAAGUUUCGCUGGUUGCCCUUGGAGGUCUUGCCAGCACAAGAGCUGAACCACAUGAAAAAGCAAAGAUGUGGUCAAGGAAAAACACAAGCAGACCCACAUGCAACACAUGCAGGCACACAGUGGGAGGAACUUCAAGAAUCACAGCCAGAAUGGGUCACUUGGAAGGCAAAUGGAAAGAAGUGCUUUCUCACACAGUAUGAAAUCAAACCAGGCAGCUCACUGCUAUGGGAUGCUAUGGAAGCCAAAGAUAUGUGUGCGUUCCCAAAGGGGUAGGGGCUGCUCACAAAAGAUAGCUACAGCAGUAAUGACUAAGCUGCUGGUGUCAAGAAGUCUAUCAAUUUGUGACUGAUAAAGGCUGGCUGGGUGUGUCCCACCUUGGUCUGCGCAAGAAUGGCUUUUUCUACCAUUUUCUGCCAGUGACUGGCUGCCACAGGCCAGUGGGCUGAGUCACAGGUCAAUGAGCAGACGCAGAUCAGUGGGCUGAAACAGGUCAGUGGGAUGAGUGGGCUCCUGAUCUGUCCCUGCCUGGUGGCUCUGGUCCACGUUCAUCAUAAGAGGAAGUAUGAGUAGUGGGGAAAAUUGUGUCGGCAUCUAUCAGACCUUUCCCUCUGGAAGAUCAGUGAGGUGGCUGAGUGAGGAGGGGGGAAGCGGCUCAAUGAGAAUCUGUUUAUUUACCUUCACCUUCAACUUUUUGUAAUGGGUAUUAAGACAGCUUAUUCCAUUUCCUACAGGUCUGAUGUAAAGCAUGCAGGCAGGAUAAGGUGAAAGCUUACUUCUGGUUCUGGUCUUGGGACUGCUAAACAUCAGCAUGCAACCCACAAUGCUAGCUGUAGUGAAAACACUAAGUCACGGCUUGAAACAGUGAUUGAGCAUCUGUUGGGAAGGCAGGGCCUACCCAGGGGAGCUCAGCUGCAUGUAAUGCAGCUGAAUGACUGAAAGGAGUGGAGCCAGGAUCCACCUCUGCCCAGACCUCAUUUAAGGGUUGGUAAGGGGAGGUGAGCAUUUUUUAACUGGAGAUCCCUGCCUACCUGAGGACUUCCAAGAAUAAGCAGCUUUUUUUCAUUGUUUUUUUGUGUUUGCUGCUGCAUUUGAUCUUAUCCUCCCUUGCUGCAACCUAGAACCACUCCACUAUUGUUGCGCUUUCCAUUGUGUUGUAGUGUUACGCUACCCAAAAUUAAGAUGUAUUGGGGUGCUGUCUGUCUCCCUCUGGCACCUGGAAGCAUUCAGAGCAUCUCCUCAGGCCCACCAGGCACAGGCUGUGCACAGGAGAAGAAAGUGGUCAAAAGUAAAGUAGGAGAAGAAGUCAGCUUGCCUUGUUGUUACAAAAUUCCCAGCUCAGAGAGCCUGCAAAACUACCGUGUGUAUUGGCAGAUGAACAUCACAGAUGUGGUGCUGGCCUACUCAGGAGGAAAAAAGAUUGAUGAGCAUCUACGCUAUGUCAACCGGACAAAGUUGGACUUUGAGAACCUCACCCUGUGGAUCUCUGGUGUGGAAAUCUUGGACAGUGGCACUUACCAGUGUGUUGUUCAGAGUCUCCAGUCUUCACCGGACAAACCUGGAUCUCACUUCUUGUGUGUAGAGCUCGUGACCCUCUUUGUUACUGCUGACUUCAGCAAGCCGAGCAUAGAGAGAGAAGUAACCGCUAGUUCAUGUGAAUCAACAGAAAUGGUGGUAAGAUGUUCUUCUCAUGGAGGCUUCCCCAAGCCCAAAAUCUAUGGAGUCCUCAACAACGUGUCUGUGGUGCUGAAUACCACCUGGGAGUCUGAGUCGAGCCUCAGCCCAUACAACGUCACUGGCACACUGUGGCUCAACGUGACAAAAGAUCUCAACUUCACUUGCUUCGCUGAAUAUGAUGGCUUUCUCAGGUCCACCAGUUUGCUUCUAGCAAAAGCAAAUGACUGCAUUGUCUCCUCUGCACUUCCAUCCUAUAAUGUCAUUACUGCUUCAAGUAUCAUCAUUAUCACCUUCCUACUGGCUGUCAUCCUAGCAGCGAAAUACCUUCCAAGGCACGCCUGUUCCCACUGUUCUAAGAAUCAAGCUUCAGCAGGAGAAGAUGCGAAAGAAAUUAUGAGCACACCCCACAGCUGUAAAGUGACAUGCGAAAUGUCAACUCUAUGACCAGAUCACCUUGGCAGGUUUCCUAUCCUGUGUAUUCUGCACUGCAGUCCCCACCGUUCUCUACAGCAAUGCUUAUUGCGUUGACCCUUAGGCUCUCUGAAAGGGGAUGAGAGCAGUAGAAAAGUCUUCUUGAGAAGACACAGAAGCUACGAGUUGGUCUUGUUACAAAGGGUUCACUGGAAUUCCAACUGGGAGGACCCUCUGUGUUCCUACAACGGGUUAGAAGAACAUCUUCAGUGCUGUGAUCCUCCAGCAUGCCAGCUCUAGAGCUCGGGAUACUCUGAUGCUGCCUCUAAGGAAAUCAGGGGCCCUGCAAAGCCCUGGCAGGUAGCCCAUGUCCACCCACCUCUCUAGCAACGCACAACUGGCCUCAGACCCCAACAUGCCAUGUCUGGCCAGGCCAUGCCUCCAUGCUGCAACUCAAAGCAGACAAAACUACUUUUACAUUCAGCCUUGCACUGGUACCUGCUGGUGCUGUUCAGUGUGGGCCAAGAUCAGGCUCACACUUGAUGGUUACAGAUGUGUGAUAUCUCUUCUCCCCUAAAGAGGCAGUAAUGCACACACUUAAGGAAAAAGCACCUCACGGUGGAUAUGAUACACACCUCCUGCUUGUUUUCACUGAGACGUUGUAGGGAACAAUACAUAUUGACAGUGUACCCAGCAGCAAAUACUGCUUACGUACAGCAGUGGCAGAAGUUCUCAUAACCUUUUUCUCUCCUGAAAGGAUGGCUUUGCCAACCCAGGUACCCAGAUACAACUCCUCCAUCACACUGCUCAGACACGGGGCAUACCUCAUACAGACCGUCCCACUAAUUGUGGUGGUGCUUGUGAGCACUUGGGUGCGCACACAUGCACAUGUACACAAGCUUUAUGUGCAUUUCUUCCUACUCAUACUUCUCAUACUCCCCGUAUAAAUUUCUGUAACAAAGAGCAGAUAACAUAUGUGUACCAACAGUAAUGAAAUUUAAGUCAGGGCCCUUGCUUCCUAAAUCUGCUUUUGUUUGUACAUUUGCCUAGGAAUACUUGUUAGAGUAGGUUCUCCAUUUCUGGGGGGAGUCUCUCAUGGUGGGAUUUACUUUGCUUUGAAUGCUGCUGCCUUCUGUCAGCAUUCUCUCUUCUCAGCCAGGAUGCUAGCACUGGAUAGGACUCAUCUGACUUAAGAGAUAUUAUUGCCUACUGUGUAGGAAAACAUGGUUUCUCAUUUUGAGGGGAAAAGAGUGGAAAGAAAUCCCAAGCACCACCAAGUUUCCUAAGCAACUGCACAUGCAGACUUAACCCUGCCCUGAAUACAGUGGGCUUGUUUUGUUUUUCCCUUUUGUUCAGUCCUGCUGCAAGCUGUACCCAUUACCUUAUUGCUUCAUCCACGUACACAGUUAGCAGGGUAGGCUGAAGUCUGAAAGCAUCACGCCACCAUCUUUGUGGGGUAUUUUGUUUCUUGAGCUGUUUAUCUUACUAGGACACAACACACAAAUGUUCAUUUCACAUUUUUCUUGUAGGUAGGUACUGGGAGGAAAAAUGCCAGAGGGAAUAGGUGCGCUAAAAGCAGUUUACAGAGCACUGAGCAAUGAGAGUCUAAGGGAUCAGAGCAAGUCACUAGUGACAAAUAAGACACUGCUCUCUUUCUUCUUCUGUAGAAUCCUGCUGCACCAUCAGCAUUUCUCUCACUGUCCCUUUCUAUGAGACAAUGGGAACUUUAGAGCAUUCCUACUCAGGGGUCAAAAACGGGGAAAAGGAGACAAGCUUGCCACAAAGCCCCACAUGGGUGAUAAGGAGCCAAAGUUAUCUGCACAUGUGCAUCCUGGUUGCAAGCGGGACAGAGGUGGCACAGGGAGCAGUGCUACUAAAAGGCAACUUGACCCUGUCACAGGAAGGGCUGCCAGUGAAAUGCAGUCUUACAGCACUCUCAUUCACAUUUCCUUUUCCUUCAGUCUAUGUGUGCUCUUUCUAGAACUACCAGCUUCUUGCAGGCUGAACACCCUCUUUUUCACUUUAAUCAUUUUCCACAUUUUCACCUUGCCAACCACACUGCAGCUCUGACAGCUGGACCUGAACAGAGGCUUCCCUCUGAAUACCCCCCAUGCUCUACUUCUGCUCCUGACCGAUGACUGAUUGCACAGCACUCUGCAGAAGGGUUUGUCUUUUGCACAGUGCCAAGCCUUUCUGUAUCACACCAGACUCCCACAACAGUUUAAGUAACUCCUUAAAAAGGAAACCAAAACCUCCACUGACAAAUACACCUGGCAUCAGUUUGCUUUAAUACUCAAAAGGCAGGUUGUUUGGUUUAUUUUCUUUCUUAAGCACUUAUAUUAUGAAUUGUGUUUUCUAUUGCUUUGUGCUGUAUUCAGUGAAUUGCACACAAAUGGUUUCCAUGAGACCUUUUCAGCUUAAUAUCUGGGUCUUUCUACCAGGUGAGCUGCUGUUUAUCGUGAGUAUUUUGUAUAUGACACGUGCUGGGGUUUCUCCUUUAAUUGUAUUAAAAUUUAUAUUGUACGGUCCGUUUAGUUUCCUUGGAAAUAAAAGAUGUCUUGGGCGUGCUGGGAA